This is a messenger RNA of Carassius auratus (goldfish), 2597 nucleotides long. RefSeq lists its product as uncharacterized. NCBI's taxonomy places the organism in Eukaryota, Metazoa, Chordata, Actinopteri, Cypriniformes, Cyprinidae. The record is from RefSeq and is a predicted model, not a curated record. The transcript is spliced from 2 exons. Bases 241 to 1902 code for a protein of 553 amino acids.
CGCCGCGCGCUCUCACUCAGGUGCAGUGUUUAUGUGCAAGAGAAAGUGCGUGAUGAAAAACUACCUCAAAUACACUAACAUGUGUGUUAGGUCACAUCUUGUGCAAUAAAUCAUCAAAUAAAUAUGAUGACUCCGACUCCUUGACAAGAGUUCUGCAGCGGUCAAUAAAUAUUAACCAGCAUUCAGUGGGGCAAUCCCCAACAUUGGUCCUUCGAGCCGGAUCUAUUGACUACUGCAGUGAUGUCAUUGAAAGAGCAAGCCACUUCUCUCCCUCAAACUGAGACGUCAGACAGACCCUCACGGCAUCGUCGCACACCCAGGCAUCUGGAAGAGUAUCAUGUUGACUAUGGCCAUCACCGACCUGCUCUCUUCUCCUCACCCACAGAAGAGGUGCAAGUGGAGCAGAGAGGAGCAGCAGCAGCAGUGGGGCUAGCUAGUCAGUCACGAACAGUCUCCAGACAAGGUGAGCACCCAGACACAAGCUCCAUGGAUUUGUUGAGCAUGAGUUCAUUGAGGAAAAUGUUGAAGACUAUUUCUGACAAAGAGAAGGAUGAGGCUGCUGAUAUGGCUGCACUUCACAGUAAUCUUCAACAAUAUGAAAAACGACAGCGUCGGCGUAAAGAGCUGAUGGAACAUAUCACAUCGUUCUUGAGGGAAGAAGAGGAUGAGGAGGAUGAUCAAAGUGAAAAGCAUAUAGCACCACCAGUACGAUCCCCUUCAGUAACUUCUCCACGUUUGCCUCCCUCAAGUCAUACUACUCCAUCACAGUCACCUGACAUUGAGCUACCUACCCAAGGAUGUGUGAGUGACAUGCAAAAGAAUGCAAGUAAAUCUCCUGUGGAGGCUGAGGAUUUUAACUCUGGAUUUGUUCCAAUAUGUCCAGUCAGUUCAAUCCCCUUGUAUUCACCAGUAUCUUCUGGAACUAUACCUACUGUUUCACACCAACAGCAACCUGCUACAAGAGCAGAGACUGUGCCACCACUGUUUACGAAGCAGUCCCCCAUUUAUGAUGCUGGAAAGGCUUUUCAACCUCAAGUGCAGCCACCUUUAAUGGCACCUAAGCCAGUCUACCAGCACCUUAAUGCAGUUUAUGGCUAUUUGACAGGGUCACCUUCACAACAGCAGUUUACUGCUCUGCCUACAGCAAGUUUUGCGACUCCUCAUUAUACUCUUAUGACUCCAGCAGCAUCAGUCUCUCAAACCCAGCCUAGAGUUCCAGUUAUGACACUAAAUCCUCCUGCCUUUGAUACCCCCUCUCUGCAGCCAUUUAAUAAAGCACUGAAUCCAACUGAAUACUUUGUGCCUCAACGCCCUUUGCAUGCUGCCCCACAACCAAAGAUUCCUGAUUUUGUGAAUGACAAUGAAAGGGAAUUUGCUAACCUGAAGUUAGCACUGGACAACCUUCUUGAACCACAUGCAGAGCUAGAUGAGAAAUACAAGUACCAUAUUUUGCUGGAGCACCUCAAAUUGCCUGAAGCACAGAUGUUUGGCCAGUCUUGUCGCCAUCAUUUGUACCCAUAUUCAGCAGCUAUGCAAGCCCUUCAGUUGCAAUAUGGUCAACCACACCAACUGGCUCAGAGCGAAAUAGCAGCAAUCCUCACAGCCCCAGAGGUCAAACCAAAUGAUGCUCACAGCUUCCAGAGUUUCGCUCUUCGUGUACACCUCUUAGUGAGUAUGCUUUUGUCGUUGGAGGGUACCAGAGGGAUGGAGUUGAACUGUUGUUCACAUGUAGAUCGUUUACUCAGUAAGCUGCCCAAGUACUUAAGAGAUGGCUUCAUAGAGUUUCUCCAGCUGAGAGGGAAGCUAAACUCCCCAAGUAUUAACCCGUACAACCUACAAGACUUUGCUGGAUGGCUCCAAGUCAAGGCUCAGCAACAGCGACUUUCCAGUAGGUUAGUGUAACGUUACCAGUAUGAAAGAGCACUCAGUAGUUCAAAGGAGAAGAAUGCAGCUAAACCGAAAAGCCAAAGUACAACCUUGUAUCAUGGUGUAUCACCCACAGAGACUAAACCAUCCUCCAGUCCUAAGGUGUCUUGGAAAAGAACAUCACCCAAAGUUAUCUGCCUAUUCUGUGGCAGCAAAGAUCACUACAUCACUCGAUGCAGUAGUAUCAGAGAGCAGCCUGUUGCUGAACUUUGCAAGUGGAUUUCGGAGGAAAAGCACUGCUGGAAAUGUGCUCGUUCCCAUGCCCCCGAGACCUGUAAUCUAAAGAAACCCUGCAGUGACUGUGGUGGUAUUCACCUUCAAGUGCUUCAUGGUGUGGCCCAAAGUUAUACAACUAACACAGCAUCAGCUAACUCUGAGAGCCGUAUCUACCUCUUACCAUCCAUUGCAUCAGGCAGAGUCCUUCUGAAGGUGGUACCAGUGCUGCUACAUCACAGAUCAAAGACAUUUGAGACUUAUGCUAUACUGGAUGAUGGAGCACAGCGCACCAUGAUCCUGCCCACUGCUGUCCAGCAACUGCAGCUGAAAGGCGAACCUGAGACUCUAGCCCUUCGUACCGUCCGACCAGACACUACUCACCUCAGUGGCACAAAAGUCACCUUUGAAAUCUCUCCGAGAAAUAACCCAGAGAAACGUUAUCAGGUUUUAGGAGC